CAGCUCAUGACUGGAUGAUCAUGAUCCUUCCACGAGGCGGCUUGGCUGUCAAAACGUGCCGCUUUGAAGAUUCUAGGAUGAUGCCCAACAACACCUAUCCAUGCACUGUUCGUAUUCUGCUUCUUCGGCUCCUUGGCUACCCUCCCUAGAUUUGAGUUAUUCCUUAUAUCUCAGACCCUUGGUUCGUUUAGCUCCACAUGCUCUCAACUCCUUCCAAGUCGUUUGGAUUCAUUCCAGUCGUCGUAUCUUCAUUCUUAGUACCCGCAACGGCCUACAUCGCAGCAGCUUUGCCUUCUGCACGAGAUGGCUCGUGACAAUGGCAUCGGUGCCGACUAUGAAGUCUCCUAUCCUAUCGCCCUUACCCUCAUCGUCUUUCUCGGCAUCUCAGUAUACAACGUCAUUGAGCUUAUGCUCGUGAUAUUUACGACCUUCAAAAGACGCCAUGGCCUAUAUUUCUACUCGCUUCUUGUGGCAACCUUGGGCAUCAUACCCUACGCACUGGGCUUCUUCUUCAAGUUCUACAACAUCACCUCGUCGAGGAUACUCUACCUCACCCUUAUCGCGGUGGGUUGGCCUUGCAUGAUAACGGGGCAAUCCGUCGUCCUCUACUCGCGUCUCCACUUGAUAUACCGCAGCAGCGCGGACACCGGACGAUGGGUACUCGUUAUGAUCGUCGUCGACGCCAUCGUCUGCCAUGUCCCAGUCAUUGUUCUCCUCUACGGCGCCAACUCGUCGAACCCCGAACCCUUCCUUACCCCGUACUCCAUCUAUGAAAAGGUCCAGAUAACAAUCUUCUUUCUCCAGGAGGUCAUCAUCUCGGGCCUCUACCUCUACAAAACCUCCAAACUCCUACGCGCUGAAUGCGGAAUUCGCGGCCGCAACUCGCGCCUCGUCAUGACGCACCUCAUCUGGGUCAACGUCAUGAUCAUUAUCCUGGAUAUCACCCUGCUCGCCAUCGAAUACGCCGGCUACUACGACGUCCAGGUCGUGUACAAGGCAGCUGUCUACAGCAUCAAGCUGAAGAUGGAAUUCUCCAUCCUGAACAGACUGCUCGACCUCUUCCAGGGCCGCAUCCACGACAGCUCCGACGACCCACGAUCCCAUCCCACCGUCCACGGCCAUACCACCUUCAAGCGAUCUGCAGGCAAAUCCAACACGGCCAACGGCACUGUGCUCGCGGGUACCACUACCGUGGGCAAUUCCAUGGGCAAUUCGGCGUACGCAAGGAUGGACGACAAUAUCAGUCCUAUAAGCGGCAUCAGCGCGAAGGACAUGGAGGUUGUGAAGACUACGGAGAUAAGGAUCGAGAGUGCGGACAGGUUCCCAUCGCGGGAUGUUGGCGACAUUGAGCUGGAGAGUGUGGCCGGAAAGAGCUCGAACGCUGAGGGUGUGCAGAGGUCGGCCAGCACGAGUUCGAGCGAGCUGCGCAUCGUGCCGCAUGGGUAUUGA
This is a messenger RNA of Trematosphaeria pertusa, 1449 nucleotides long. RefSeq lists its product as uncharacterized. The record is from RefSeq and is a predicted model, not a curated record. Bases 304 to 1449 code for a protein of 381 amino acids. Lineage: Eukaryota; Fungi; Ascomycota; Dothideomycetes; Pleosporales; Trematosphaeriaceae. The transcript has a single exon.